UUUCUAGCCCAACAUGAUCUGUCUUUAAGUCAUACACAAUGUACAUGUCGGUGAGUUUUAUUCCGGUUAGAAAUCUACAGAUAAUGAAUGUAAACGAACAUGAGUCACGACCUCGAGUUUCGUCAUUGUAAAUUAACUGCUCGCAUUGUUUUUACAAGGAGGAGCGCCUGCUGAAAUAAUGUAGUAGCCGGCUAACGUUAGCAUAGCGAUACAGUUACAGAAUGACGUACCAGCCUCGCAGCUGCCGGUGAGCAAGAGUAGUGGACCCGUUAGCAACGCUGCAGACGGACGGACGGACGGACUUGUGAUCAGUGAAUCACGAGUAUUUCCCCCUCUCUGAUUUUACAAGACUAAGGAGUCAUGGCCAAGGCUGCGGGCCGGCUGUGUUUUAGGAACGUGACAGCCCUAGCUCCUAUGGUGCGGGUCGGGACCCUGCCCAUGAGGUUGCUGGCUCUAGACUACGGGGCUGAUAUAGUUUACUGUGAGGAGCUGAUUGAUAUCAAAAUGGCCCAGUGCCAGAGGGUGGUGAACGAAGUCCUGGGGACAGUGGAUUUUGUUGCCCCGGAUGACAGAGUCAUGUUCCGGACCUGUGAGAGGGAGAAGGACAGAGUUGUCUUUCAAAUGGGAACUGCUGACCCAGAGAGAGCGCUAACAGUGGCACAGCUUGUGGAGAAUGAUGUUGCUGCUAUUGAUGUAAACAUGGGCUGCCCAAAGGAAUACUCCACAAAGGGAGGUAUGGGAGCUGCUCUUCUCUCAGAUCCUGACAAGAUAGAGGCAAUCCUCAGCACCCUCGUCAAAGGAGUGUCCAAACCAGUGACAUGUAAAAUCCGAAUCCUACCUUCGCUGGAAGAAACGGUGAGUCUGGUUCAAAGGAUUGAGAAGACGGGUAUCGCCGCAAUUGCAGUUCAUGGCAGGUUUAAGGAAGAACGUCCCAGACACCCCAUCCACUGUGACUUCAUACAGGCUGUGGCUCAGGCGGUCUCCAUCCCGGUCAUCGCCAACGGAGGUUCUUUGGACCUGGUGAAGACCUAUGCUGACAUUGAGGCGUUCAGGACUGCUACCAGGGCCUCGUCAGUCAUGUUGGCCCGGGCCGCCAUGUGGAACCCAUCAGUGUUCCGCAGCCAGGGCCUGCUUCCUCUGGAGGAGGUCAUGGAGGAAUACCUUAAAUAUGCAAUCCGCUAUGACAACAACGCCUUCAACACCAAGUACUGUCUGUGCCAGAUGCUGAGAGACAAGGUGGAGUCUCCCAUGGGGAAGCAGCUCCAGUCUGCUCAAACCAGCAUCGAGAUCAGUGAUGCCUAUGGGGUACGGGAGUUUUAUGACAAGACCCACGCUGAACUUGAGUCCAGGAAACAGGACAUCCAGACCAACAGCCACUCUGACCACCCUGUCAUGGAUGGAGAUGUCACCACCAUGUCUGUUAAGUUUGAACGGAGGGAGUACCCACCUCAGAUCACCCCCAAGAUGUAUCUGCUGGAGUGGAGCCGCAAGGAGAAACUGAAGCAGCCGCUCUAUGAGACUCUCCAGCGGUCCCAGGACAGAGCAUUCCAGUCUACAGUAACUAUAGCAGAGAAGAAGUACAGGUCCUCCCUGUGGGAGAAGUCAAAGAAGUUUGCCGAACAAGCUGCAGCCAUCGUGUGUCUGCGGGUGUUGGGCGUACCAGAGGGGAAGAUAGGUGAAGAGAACUCAGGUUUGGUUUGUAAGAGGAAGAGAGAGGGGAUGGUCAAUGGCACAGCUAAGGAUGAACAGAACAAGAAACGACACAUGCUUGCUCCAGACACCACAAGGGGCACUGCCGUUCCUGACUGUCUCCAGCACAACACAGACACUCCUCAAAAACAACAUUAGAGUGUAUUAAGACUGUGAGAAUAAUGGAUGAAACACAUAUAUAUGGGGGAAAUACCAUGAAAAGACCUUGCAAUCUUGUUAUUUCAAACUGAGAGGGAGGACGAAGAGGUCCAAAAGAUGUCCAGCACCGUCGACUACUCAUGGGCAAGGCAUUUUCGGAUUACUGCAUAAGUAACAGCCAUGCUGCGUUUCGGUGAUUAUUUCUAAUGGUUUUCAGUGUUUGAUUUGCUGCCUGGCUCACAAAGAGCUGAGAAAUUCAGUAAUGUCAGGACUCUACACCCCAAGUUUAGUUACUGUGCUACCAGCGGUUCACGAUGUAUAUGUACUUCAUACAUCUGUGAUGAGCAUAUACUGAGGAGAUACUUGGCAGGAUGCAAUAGAUGCAAAGCUGCCUGUCCUCAAUGGUCGAAAUGAGAUUUUUCACAGCAGUUAAACUAGUUUCCCCCAUGGUGCAAUCUACUGGUACUAUUGCCAAUGUCCUGUUAAGAGUGUUGAAAAAGGAUGUGUAUUUUUGGUGUUGGUUUACGUUCUCGCCAGGGAGUGACAUUUUCCUUUUUAGAAGACAGCAAAAUCAGAAUUCCUGCACAUAGAAAAGAUGGGAGUGCCAAUAAUUUUUCAGUUUACAAUUAUCUGUGGAGGAGAAAGGCCCGUAUGCAACAUCUGACCCCCCCCCCGGUCAGUUUAAAUGGGAUUUCUCCAUAGAAGGUCGACUAAUCAUUAAGCUCCCUUUAGCACCACCUUGCUGCUCACUCAUUCGUUUAGUUUCACCCGUUCUCAGAUGGGAUCUGCCAUGUUCAACUACUGACCCCUACCGGUGAUCGAUGAGACGCCCCGGCGAAGACACAGUGGACCGUGCCUGGCUGAGUUUAGGGAAGUGUCUUGGCCCACUCAGACGCUAGAUACAGUUGAAUGUACAACCUACAGGCAUUUUUCAUUCCACUGACAAUUCGUCAUUUGUUCCCCAGGAUUGACUUGUUUAGGGUUAAGUAGGUCUGGUUUGUGACUGUUCUUGGAGAAGCAACAGGUCAAACUGAGGCAGAUCAGUGUAUAAAAGGCUGUCUGUCUACUCGGCGCAGAGCAGUGGAUUCGUGUGACGUCUGUCCAACCAGUAGGUGGCAGCGCCGGACCUUUACAAAUGGCUCAUCAUAGCAGAUAUGUAACCUGUAUGUCUCUCAAACCUCAUGCGGGGCCUUACCGAAGAGCGUUUUGUUUUCAUUUUACACCGAUAAAAAUACGAAUACACCCGUUGAGUGAACUUGGUACAUGUAAGUCCUUGUACGAUCAAGUCUUCGUUGGUGAGUGAUGUUGGUUUGAAUAAAAGGACUUGAU
Molecule: messenger RNA, 3177 nt
Organism: Lampris incognitus (smalleye Pacific opah)
Lineage: Eukaryota; Metazoa; Chordata; Actinopteri; Lampriformes; Lampridae
Gene: dus2
Product: dihydrouridine synthase 2
Exons: 15
Coding region: 361-1848 (495 amino acids)
Biological process (GO): tRNA dihydrouridine synthesis
Cellular component (GO): cytoplasm
Molecular function (GO): tRNA binding; flavin adenine dinucleotide binding; tRNA dihydrouridine synthase activity
Source: RefSeq, a predicted model, not a curated record